AUGAAAGCUUCAACAACUAUUUCUUCAUUAGCUUUAUUAGCUUCAACCACUUUAGCUGCUUUACAAAACGUUUCAUUAUUUGUUGCAUCUGAUGAUAAAACUCUUAACGGUAGUGGUGUCUCUGCUCCUCAUGAAGGUGCAGGUAUUGGAUACCUUUUCAUUGGAACUGAUGGUGGAUACUUUGCCACUGCUAAUACUGUUCCAUUAGUUUAUGAUACUGUUGCUGAAUCCUUAUAUUGGUGGUCAACUCCUCAAAUCAAACAAGGUUUCUCAACUUUUACUAAUACUCAAAAUGGUAUUUCUGUCGUUGAAUUAAUUGUUGGUGAUUAUAGUGGUGUUACUUUUGAAAAUGGUUAUUUAGCUUAUGAAGGUUCAACUGCUGGAUUUUAUGCAUUAGGUAACAUUAGUGAUCCAUAUGAUUAUUCUAAAUUUGCAUUAGCUGUCGUGAAAGAUGUUGAUGCUUCUCCAGAAGGUGGUAUUCCAAUUUCUCUUACUGCUGUAUUUGAAAGU
This is a messenger RNA of Scheffersomyces coipomensis, 510 nucleotides long. RefSeq lists its product as uncharacterized. NCBI's taxonomy places the organism in Eukaryota, Fungi, Ascomycota, Pichiomycetes, Serinales, Debaryomycetaceae. The transcript has a single exon. The annotation marks the transcript as partial. The record is from RefSeq and is a predicted model, not a curated record.